Cotesia glomerata is the source of this 778-nucleotide messenger RNA. RefSeq lists its product as uncharacterized. NCBI's taxonomy places the organism in Eukaryota, Metazoa, Arthropoda, Insecta, Hymenoptera, Braconidae. The transcript has 2 exons. Bases 185 to 715 code for a protein of 176 amino acids. The record is from RefSeq and is a predicted model, not a curated record.
AUUCACGCAGUUAAAUUCACUGUCCAAUAAGAUUUGAGGAAAUUUUUGACAGUUGGGAAGAUCCAAACUGAAAAUUCUUCUUUGUUUCUUUUUUAUUGUUAUUCUGAAAUUAUAACGUAGUUGCGUCGAAUAAUAAUUAAAAUUAAAUUAACGUUGCGUUAAAUUUGAGUAUUAAAACGUUAAUAUGAGUGAAAAAAUUGGCGAUAAAAUUUAUAAUUACCUAGUUGGAUUUGAAAUUAAAAAAAUUAAUAAUAAUAGAUUACCUUCGUACCGUGACGUGCUGAGUUUGUUCAUGUUUAAGCAUAUGUCUUUAAAAAUGACGAUUCGAAAUAGUUCUGCUAGUGUUAUCUCUGAAAUAAGUGCUGUUUGGGCCAAAUUUAUGAUCCCAACUAUACGUCCUCAGCAUAGUAUUAAAAAAUUAGAAAAAUUCUACGCCAAGUACAAAGAUCUUAAAAAAAAUCGCAGCAGAGAAAAAAAAUCGAAAGCUCAACAGAGACAUGUCCAAAACUUCAAGGAAAGACUUGAUCAAUUGUUUGACAUUUCCAGUUCGACUGCAGUCAAAAAUUUACCAAAAGAACUCCAACAAUUUUUGAUAGAGUGUCAAAAGGGAAAUAAUAACUCAUACUUUCCAGCUACUUCUGUUCCGGCUGAAGAAAUGGAAGUAGAGAUAAAAAAUGAAGACAAUGAAAAUAAUACGGAAGAAAUUGCUAUGUGAUUGUUCUUCUAUUUGUAUAUCAAGGACCAAUAAUCUACAGAUUAAAUUAAUCACCAGAGUUCU